UGAAUUUGAACGUCAAAUCUGUCAGGUUUAUUUGUCGACCUGUCAGUAAUCCGGUAAUUUUUGAAAAAUUGUUUAGAAGCAGUAUUUAAUAACAUACAUCUAAUAUGAUUCGCUUUAUAUUAAUACAGAACAGAGCGGGUAAAACAAGACUGGCCAAAUGGUAUAUGAGCUUCGACGAUGACGAAAAACAGAAACUAAUAGAGGAAGUCCAUGCUGUUGUUACAGUGAGAGAUGCCAAACACACAAACUUUGUAGAGUUUCGAAAUUUCAAAAUCGUCUACCGUCGAUACGCUGGCCUCUAUUUUUGUAUAUGCGUAGAUGUGAAUGAUAAUAAUUUGUGUUAUUUAGAAGCAAUACACAAUUUUGUCGAAGUUCUAAAUGAAUACUUUCACAAUGUUUGUGAGUUAGAUUUGGUUUUCAACUUUUAUAAAGUUUACACUGUGGUGGAUGAAAUGUUCCUGGCUGGUGAAAUCAGGGAGACAUCCCAGACAAAAGUUUUAAAGCAACUGUUAAUGUUAAACUCACUUGAAUAAAAUGCAUGUAAGAUACUCAAAUAUUUGUAUUGGGCUAAUGAAACAGUUAUUUUGUCAGUGUUAUAUUAAGUACGCACAUGUUGUGUUCUUUAUUAUUUACACAAUUUCUAUGUUUGGAAGAUUUAAAAGUAACAAAGUAUGUGUAAAAGGCAAUGCUGUGUUGUAUAUAUUAUUAAAGUGAAUGUUGCCUUACAAAUUCAGGUAAUUGAAUUUAUUUUAAACAUCAUUUUUAUUAAAUACAUAAUACAAAUAGCCCAAUACAAAUCAAUGCAGUGUACUGAUAUAAAUAUCUCUUAUGUGUGGAAAAAUAUGUAUAUUAAAUGUAAAAUGACCUAGUUUAUGUAUGAAUAUAAAAGUAAACCAUCUGAAGUACAAUAUUCAAGAACCAUACUUUAAAAAUUCAAGUGCAUCCUGUAAGAUACUUUGACUCUCCAUAGAAUUGAUUCAUUGUAUAAAUCAAAACGCAUAUUUAUUCUUUAUUUAAUAUCAUGGUUUUCCACCAACAAAUAUUUUAUUUUUUUUAUUUGAUGUGUUGACAAAUGUAGAAGUUUGGCACAGAAUAAUUAUGUUGUAAAGUGUUAAUGUAAAAUAUACUGAUUAUAUGACUAAAAUCGUUUUAUUUCGGACACUGUUAUUUGUCAUGAUGAAAACACUUACAACAUUUUUAUUCCUUGUGAAGGGUCUCUAGUUUCUAGAUAAAGUUCUCAGGCAAAUAUCAAUAUAAAUUGCAUUCUAUUGAAUUCCCUUCAUACAAAUUGACACAGCAGUUGGCUUCCUAAAUAUUUACUCAAUUAGUUUUAAAAUACCAAAAUUAUUUGUAUAUAUUUUAAGUAUGUUCUCAUAUAUAUUUUGUUUAUAUAUUUUAUUUAUAAUACACAAAUUGAUUAAUAUAUUCAUUUAUUAGUGUAUAUUGAGCCAAUGUGUUCAACUCGAAUAUUAUUACAGCAAAUGAACAAAAUUUGGCCUAGGACAUCUUUAUAUGGCCGUCAUAUCGAAGUGUAAACCCUUCUAUUUAAAAUCUAUUCAUGUUUCAUUUGUGCGAUUCAACAUUCCAUAAUAAAGAUGUUAUUGUAGAGAAAUAUGUUGCUUGUUGUGUUCAUAUACUAUAGUAAAUAAAUCUGAAAUUAUUAUAAA
Aethina tumida (small hive beetle) is the source of this 1667-nucleotide messenger RNA. It is a transcript of the gene AP-2sigma, whose product is annotated as AP-2 complex subunit sigma. Gene Ontology annotation, biological process: clathrin-dependent endocytosis; intracellular protein transport. The coding region runs from base 105 to 533 and encodes 142 amino acids. The record is from RefSeq and is a predicted model, not a curated record. NCBI's taxonomy places the organism in Eukaryota, Metazoa, Arthropoda, Insecta, Coleoptera, Nitidulidae. Gene Ontology annotation, cellular component: membrane coat; intracellular membrane-bounded organelle; AP-2 adaptor complex. The transcript is spliced from 3 exons. Gene Ontology annotation, molecular function: clathrin-cargo adaptor activity.